AUGGUUCACCGAGACAUCAAAGCUACUAAUGUGCUGCUUGAUCGGGACUUGAACCCUAAAAUAUCCGACUUUGGAUUAGCAAAGCUUGAUGAAGAGGAGAAGACGCAAAUGAGCACCCGAGUUGCUGGGACCAUAUCAGUUUCCACUUUCCAUGUCCUUGUUUACACUGGCUUAGGAUACAUGGCACCAAAAUAUGCAUUAUGGGGUCACCUGACGUACAAAGCAGAUGUUUACAGUUUUGGAGUAGUGGCCUUGGAAAUUAUUAGUGGGAAGAACAACAAUAAUUAUAUCCCAAGUGAUGACUGGGGUAACAAUCCUGGAUCCGUCACUGUCAACACCCUCUUUGCAGUCGUGGACAUUCUGGUUCUAUAG
Prunus armeniaca (apricot) is the source of this 372-nucleotide messenger RNA. Lineage: Eukaryota; Viridiplantae; Streptophyta; Magnoliopsida; Rosales; Rosaceae. The record is from the annotation of a GenBank genome assembly.